Molecule: messenger RNA, 1496 nt
Organism: Polychytrium aggregatum
Lineage: Eukaryota; Fungi; Chytridiomycota; Chytridiomycetes; Polychytriales
Exons: 5
Coding region: 228-1226 (332 amino acids)
Biological process (GO): cell surface receptor signaling pathway; adenylate cyclase-activating G protein-coupled receptor signaling pathway
Cellular component (GO): plasma membrane
Molecular function (GO): G protein-coupled receptor activity
Source: RefSeq, a predicted model, not a curated record
GAUACUCGUCACGGAGAAUUGCCGGACCUGCUCGGUCGCCUCACCUGCCACAGCAGCACUUGCUACAGCAGCACUUGCCCAAAGGAGAUGACGCAUGCCACCGAUGCUCCCUCAAGAGCAGCCGGCCGGACGAAGCCACUUUAUCCCAAACGCUCGAGGCUCCCGAGCCAGGCUCCCACGCCCAGCAAUCCGUGGACUUACGCAUCACUGCCUACCGCUUGGAUACCAUGGCCUUCACCAACGACCAGCUCGCUGUGUUCCAAGGCGUCGCCGUUGUGUCCGGAAGCCUCUCGGUCAUCGCGUGCUCAUGCACGCUGGUAUUCAUCGCUAUGCGGUGGAAGACGAUCAUGAACCGCUCGCUUCAUCGCUUUGGGUUUUUCGUCAUCGCAUGCGAUCUGGUGUGCUGCCUCAAUAUGGCAGUCGGAAACAUCCCAAUAGGCAUGCUCACAUCCACAGCGAUUCCUUGUCAUAUUCAAGCAUCGCUGAUUCAAUUUUCCUCUUCGGCGGGGACAUAUCUGCUGCUGUGCCUGGGAAUCCAGUCCUACCGGGUGAUAUUCUUGAACACGCCCAUCGAGGCGCUCCGACGGAGCGAAAAUUAUUAUCAUCUUGCGUCCUGGAUGGCGCCUUUGGCGACGUCUCUUGGACUUUUGUUGGCUGGAUCACCGCGCGGCACGCCGAUAUAUGGGUCGGCAACGCUGUGGUGCUGGAUUAGCUCCGCAUAUACGGAUUACAGAAUCAUAUUCCUCUACGGCGGCCUGUGGCUGAUCAUCAUCAUCAACCUCCAUAUCUACAUUGUCGUCGGACUGAUGCUCUAUUCAGGGCGACACGAUACCUCGUCGGAUCCUGUCCCGGCGGCCACACCGUCGUCUAUCGGGCAUGGCUAUAACGAUGUCUACGAGGCAUAUAUUGGCAACGAUGGCGAACACAUGAGCUCUGGGAUGAAGCACUACUCUAUAUGCUCCUCUCUGUACAUGGUGGCCUUUCUCAUCGCGUGGAUCCCUCCAACUAUCAAUCGAUUCCAGAAUCUAGCCGAUCCGGAGAAUCCUGUUUUCCUGCUUGUGGUACUGCAGGCGGCUUUCAAUCCGUCGUGUGGAUGGAUCAAAUGCUGCGUGCUCUUCUUUUAUGAGUAUUCGUGGAACCGGCGGCGGGCCGCCAAGUUUGAGAUUACCAACUCGCAGCUCUAUGUCGACCAGACAUACCCUAUAGACAAGUCCAACAUGUGCUAGCAUCCAGGCUCGUCCCAAACCUGUCAAGAUGGCACGGAAUGAACGGUGUCCGAGCCUCAGGCGGCAAUUUGGUAGAAGAAUGCUCAUCUAUGGUUAAGCUCAUCGAUAGCUCAUACUCGUCAAUCGGCGAAUUUAUGGGACCGCUGCAGAAACAGAGCGGAACAGAGCCGGUUGCGAGCCAGUCCAAAUCCCAUCGCAGCCACCACGACCUCGAGCCCAAUGAUCUACAGGCCGCAUGGUCUCGACCACGGAUUGAUGGCCGACUCGGUU